UAUUAGUAGAAAAUUAAAUACGUGUAGGGCAAUUAAAAAAAAUAUCUAUAUUUUAAAAAAAUUUGUAUGGACCCAACACCAUAGACAGAAGUGAAAAAGGAGGAGAAGAAGGGAAACUAGAGCAGAGGAGAGAACAGAAAGAGAGAGCCAAAACAAAAGUAACAACAAGUUCAAUAUGUUGUAAAGGGUGAGGAAGGUAUGAUAAUAGUUUGAUGGAAUUUAGUUGCUGGAACAGAAGGAUAGACAGAGACAUAAGAAAAGAAAGUAGAUUAAGGAGAGAAGUAAUAAAAGAAGAAACAAAGAGAGGAGAGAAAGCGUCCUGAAUUUGACUGGGAUAAGACUAAGAUUACUCUUGAGAGUAAAGUGCCAGAAUUACCAGCUCAUGCACCUUAAAAACCAAAUAAGGAAGAGUAUUACAAAUAAUUAGAUAAGAUUGAUGAAGAUAUCAGAAAGCAAUGGAAUCAUUUUGUAAUUGUUUUUAUAUUAACAUAUUAGAAUGAUUUUGUGAAGAAUGUAAAGGAAUAAUAAUAGAUGGCUAGAUAAGGUAAUCAAGAGAAAUUUUAGAAUGAAGUUAAACCAUUAGGAUAAGUAAUAGGAGAUAAGAUUAAAUUGGUGAGUGAGAAAUAAAAAGAAUUAAAAAGUAUGAAGGUUGAUAAUGAUGAGAUUAAAGAUUAAAUUAAUAAACUAUUUAACUAAGCUUAAGAAUAUAGAUAGAAGAUGAAGAGUUUAGAUGAUCCAGAUAGAAUAAUAGAAGAAAUGGCUAGAUUAAAGGAAUCACUUUAAUAAGAUAAGUUGAGUGCAAAUGAAGAAAAGAGAAUAGUAUAAUAAGUAAGUGCUUUAGAAAGAUCACUUCCGUAUAUUGAACCAUUGUAGAAAUUAGAAAAAGAAUAGAAGGCUUUAAGAAUUAAAUCAGCAGCUAUAGGAAAAGCUAUGAAUACUCUUUAUUAAAGUAUUUAAGAGUUAAAUACCGAAAUUAAUUAAUAUAAGGCUGAUUAUGAUAAAUUAAAGGAUAGUACUAAAGAUUCAGUAGUCACUAAAUAAAAUCCAUUGAUUGAUAAAGAAAGAUAAAUAAUAGAAGCUAAAGUUUAGGAAUUGAAAGAAAGAAAAGAAAAAAUGAAGAAAGAUUAUAAUAGUAGUUGGGAUAAAUAUGAAGAUUAUGAAGAUUUAUAAAAAUAUAGAGAAUGGUUCUUAAAAUAAAUUAAUAGAAUAAAGAGAGAUUCUGAGAAAAAAAAGAAGGAAGAAGAAAGAAAAAAGAGAGAAGAAGCAAGAGCUAAAAGAGAAGCUGAUAGGGAAGCAGAAGAGAAAGCUGAAGCUGAAGCUAAAGCUAAAGAAAUGGAAAAUGUUAAUCCAUUUUAAUAUUAAGUUGGUAUAUAUUUAAAUUUAAUAAUUAGAUCUUUGUGAUACUUUAAUAACAUAUUGUAAUAAACUAAGACCUACUGCUGCAUAAUAAUAAGCAUAAUAAUAAAAAUAAAUAGAUAUUGAAUAAGUUUUAAAGAGUGAUGAUUGGAAAAAAGAAAAAUGUACAGUUAUCAAAAAAGAUAAUUAAGAUGAUAUCUAUAAUUUUAGUCAAUUAAAAUCAAAAAAGAAGAAUAAGGUAUUUAUUAUAUUUUAAUUUAGUAGUAACCAUAAUAAUAAAAAGACGUGAAAGAGGAGAAAAAAGAUGAUAAACCAAGUAUCUUAUAACAUGAUUUGUAAACUCUCUAAUUCUUCGAUACAGUUAAAGUGGCAACUCCAUUCUACAUCACUGAGCUUGACAAAGUUGUCAAGAGCAUUUAGGAGCGUAAGGAGUAUUAUUUGAACCGGGAAAACUGGGGCAAAAAAGAAGAAGAAGAGACACAAACUGAAGUAUCUAUCUCAAAUAUUAUUUAGGAAUCAAAAGCCAAGAAAUAAAAGAAGGCCUAAAACUAAGAUGAGUUCCCAGCCUUAUAAUGAAGUGCGUAUAUAUAUAUUACAUAAAUGGUACAUAUCUAAUCGAAU
Molecule: messenger RNA, 1977 nt
Organism: Paramecium sonneborni
Lineage: Eukaryota; Ciliophora; Oligohymenophorea; Peniculida; Parameciidae
Source: the annotation of a GenBank genome assembly